Messenger RNA from Alosa alosa (allis shad), 2120 nucleotides. RefSeq names its product DENN domain-containing protein 11-like. NCBI's taxonomy places the organism in Eukaryota, Metazoa, Chordata, Actinopteri, Clupeiformes, Clupeidae. The transcript has 9 exons. Gene Ontology annotation, cellular component: cytoplasm. The coding region runs from base 315 to 1754 and encodes 479 amino acids. The record is from RefSeq and is a predicted model, not a curated record.
UUUGUUGUGUAGGCUAGUUAGAAAAAAAACUAGACCUCAUUUUUGGACAAACUCAAAAUGUGUUAACUUUUUGGAUUUUUCCCCUCGCGUUUUACCGGGCUUUGGAAUAAUGAGCCUCUACAGAGCGGAAGUAAUACUCAGCUGACCUGAUGUCAACAUGCCAUUUCGAAUUAGCGCACUUUCCCUAGUGAAAUAUGGGAGCAGCGGUGACUGGCAAACUGUUGAAAUAGGCUUAGCAUAGCAAAUUCAAGGUUUUGGUUGCGUUAUGCACAUUAGUCGAACUCGGUAUCGAUUCGUAAUUAAACACAAUAAUAAUGGGAGAGCAGUCUGAUCGAUCAGCACUUCUCGACUGGGAGGAGGUUGCAGAUGUGGAGGAGCCCUCCUUGACAACCGAAGUUAACGAAAAUUCCCCCCGAGCAACCACAGUAAGUAGCAGAGCUCUUGGUAGCACGGUGCCCGGUACAGGAUGGAGCUCAAGUCCUAAAGAGGCUGUGUCCAGCGAACUGACCAGCUUAUACGCAGGUGUCCUAACGGAAAAGGCUGUAAGUUCGUGGGUCUGGCAAAAUGAAUGUGAUCAACAAAAAGGAAGGCAGUAUGUGACAAAACGAAACCAAGACGUAGAAUGGAGGAGGCAGCAGGACCAAGUUCUUGCCGUAUUUGUGGUGACAUUUCAUACAAGAUCGGGUAAUAUGUUGGAAUGGUGCCUCCCACAAGAUUUGAACCUUGAUGGAGUUGAGUUCAAGUCCAUGUCGAGUGGUUCCCACAGAAUUGCCAGUGACUUUGUAUAUUUCCGGAAGGACUCUUACUUUGGCCUGGCAUGUUUUGCCAAUUUGCCUGUGGAGAGUGAACUGGAGAGGGGGGUGCGGAUGAAGUCUGUGGGCAUCCUGUCUCCCUCCUACACCACACUCUACCACCACAUGGCAUUCUUGGAGAACCAGGUCAGGGACCAGUUGAGGUGUCCUGGCCAGUACUCUGCUUUGGAGUCUUUCUUUGACCAGAAGAAGGGUUUGCUUCCUGCCAGAACAGCAAGGAACAAUGUGGCUGCCCUGUCAACUCCCAAACACUUCAUGACCCCUGAAAUGAAGGUCACUCACCCGGAUGGAUGCAUGUCUCAGUUCGUGCAGUUCUUUGGAGAGCAGAUCAUGGUACUGUGGAAGUUUUCUCUGCUGAGGAGACGCAUAUUGAUCUUCUCCCCACCUCCUGUAGGAGAAGUGUGCUACAGAGUCUACAGUUGCUGUGCCUUAGCCAAUGUGCCUUUACCUGGUGUCAGCAGAAGACUGCCUCCGUUUUGCCCUUUCUUUUAUGUGAAUGUGAAUGAUAUACACACCCUGGAGACAGAGCUGUCAUAUGUGGCUUGUACAACGGAGAGGAUUUUUGAGGAGAAGAAGCACCUCUUUGAUAUCUACGUGGACAAUCAGAAUGUGCAGACACAUAGGGAGAGCUUGCAACCACUGCUUCGGAUCACUAGCUCUGACCGAGAGAAGUACAAGAAACUCCAGGAGAAGAGAAAGAGGCUGGUGGGGCACUCCAGCUACACUGAAGAGGAGCUCUUUACUUUGUUUUUCUCUGAGCUGAACACUAAGAUUUUCCAGACACUUCUGGAGGUGGCGUCCAGUGUGGAUCGUGCCCUGACCAAGGAGCAUGUGCGGAGGAUGGGCCUGGACCCCCAGGCUGACCACAAGUUCCUAGUGUACAUACUGGAGACAUACGGCAUCGAUGUCAUGCUCAUGAUUGACACCUCCUGUUGCUUCUGAAGUAAUGGCACAUAGACAGCCAGAAAGAACCCAUUUUUGAGGUCCUCCUCUCACAACCUGUUAAGGCCUGUACACUGUUGUAAAGUUGGCAAAUAAGCCCAGGACUGCACUGUUUAUGAAGACAAUUCAAUGGCAGUAAACAAUAACAAGGUUAAGCACCAGCAUGGGUAAGGUCUCCCUGCACAGAUUGAGAUUUAUUGACCAAUCAGGAGACUUCUGAUUCUACUGUAGACAGAUCCACUCUGAUAGUAGAUUUUUAAACCUUUUCAAGUAUCACACUGUAACUUCUUUACUUGUUGCUUUACAAUACAGUCAAAUGUAUUAUUACACUGUGUCAGAUCAAUAAAUCUGGUGUUAGUAUUUCUA